UUUUGUAUUUCCGAACACUUGCGGAAGAUGUGGUUGGCAGAUGACUGUGUUUUCGUAAAAUGCCAUGAUGUUGUUGCCAUGAGAGAUGCUGCUCUUUUUUUAUUUUAAGAUUGAGUCAUUUUACCACUGUAGCACAGCACACCUGCAGAAAGCCAUAACAUGAUCUCACUCUUAACAACAGACACUUCAACGGCGUCCUUUUAUUGAAGGUGAUGCAUCAUAGGUGGUAAUUACAGUCACCGCUGACAGCACCGAUGAAUAACGGCCACGACGGCUUCUUCGUCUAUAAAACCUUCCGAUGGCCGAGCUGCGGUAUUUACUGCAGGCGCACACAAGGCGACUUUGCUAGUAACCGAACAACGCGGCAUUUCUGAUCAAAAGGUAAGCUGGAACGAUUCGUUUUACAAUUUGCCUUUUGAUCACUGUAUCGAGUGACUUUACUGCCAAACUCUGAGGCAGCUCUGAUGCUAAUUACUCUCGUUCCUAACUCGGUGCUGGCAAACGCAUCCGUGGGCCGUUUUUGAAGAGACCGCAGACAGUGUGGGCCGUCGCUCUGCUUCUUUGUCUUGGAAAUGUUCUCAUUAGCAGCGAGGCCAACGAUCAGGAUUCCCAGCCAGCCGCUGAUGCACAACUCUCUGGGAUGGACAAGUACAGAUCCAACAUCUCUGCGAGGCCCCUGCCUAUGUGCGCCCGCUCGGCAGAAAUCCCGGAUAGCUUCAAGUAUCUCUUGACAGCAGUUGCCGUAGUGAUUUUUAUGCUGGGACUUGUGGGAAAUUCCAUACUCCUGAUGAUCAUUCAUAGCAACAAAUGCAUGAGGAGCGGGGCUGACGUCCUGAUUGCAAGUCUGGCUUUAGGAGACCUCCUCCACAUUGUGGUAGACGUCCCAGUCAACACCUACAGGCUCACGGCAAAAGAUUGGCCCUUUGGUUCUGUGCUGUGCAAGCUCGUACCCUUCAUGCAGAAAACUUCAGUUGGCGUUAUCGUGUUUCUGUGUUCUCUGAGUGUUGACAGGUACCUCGCCAUCGUAUCUCGGCAACGCCUCAAAGGAACCCGAAUGUGCGUUUGGACGUCUCUCAUAUGGCUCGUCUCCAUUAUGCUGGCCAUACCUGAACUUGUUGGCUUCAGCAUGAUAAAUGCCGACUACAAAGAGCGACAUCUGAGGAUUUGUCUGCUCCAUCCGGUGCAGACCACAGCAUUUAUGCAGUCGUAUAAAGUUGUUAAGCACUGGUGGCUCUUCAGCUUCUACUUCUGCAUGCCCCUGGCUUGGGCUGUCAUCUUCUAUGUGCUAACCGCCUGGACUGUGCUGAAGAACAAAGACAAAACAAAGCAAGGAGAAUCAAAGAGUCUAUUCUACUUGGUGCUUGUGUUUGCUGUCUGUUGGUGUCCACUCCACCUCAGCAAAAUCUUGAUGGCAACCGUAUACGAUGUAAACGAUCCAAACAGGUGAAAUGUCUUUCUUGUGCUGGAUUACGUUGGCAUCAACCUGGCGUCCCUCAACUCGUGCAUCAACCCCGUGGCCUUGUACUUUGGAAGCGAAAGAUUUAAAACCUGUUUCAAGGUGUGCCUUUGCAGUCGGCAUCCGCCUCUGGACAAAGUUCCUUGUGAUGACCGGCGCAAUAAACUGUCAGAUCAAACCUGUAAGCAGAGAGACUGCUUGCCUGGCUGAGAGGACACCUACCUGGGGCAACAACUCAGAUAAGACACUCCAAGUAAACACUGUAUUUACUCUCAUGCUCCUUUAAGAAUACAGUAAUAAUUAAAUAAUAUUUUACAGUGUGGUUGCAACGCUAUCGGUCACUGCCUGGGUCAUCUUGAUACCAUCAGAGACCAUUAAAAUUUGUUAAGGUCCAAGUUGGACAAUAAAGUCAAUAUUUAUUACAAGAAUACAAGUGAACUAUGUAAAAAGAUUUGUAAAUGUUUGCAACUGCUAAAUUAAAAAUGUGAAAAAUAUCUUCAAUUUAGAAAAAAAGGAAACAUUUGAAAGAAUGGUUGUAAUAAUGUAAGAAAAAUAAAUUUUCAUAUGACAAGAAUCAAAUUGUUAUGAAGAAAGAAUGGUUCGAAUUUUUAAAAUUUACUGUAUCUAAUCUUGUUUUUGUGAUUAAAAACAUAAGACCGAGGUAAAUCAUUUCAAGUUUUUCCUCACCAUGAAUGUGAACCAUACUGUACAUUUGGGAAAAAAAAAAUAUAUUUUAAUGAGGGGAGGGGAAAAAAAUGACAGAAAUAAUGUGGUUGCACAAGU
Syngnathus acus (greater pipefish) is the source of this 2239-nucleotide messenger RNA. It is a transcript of the gene ednrbb, whose product is annotated as endothelin receptor type Bb. Gene Ontology annotation, cellular component: membrane. Gene Ontology annotation, molecular function: endothelin receptor activity. Lineage: Eukaryota; Metazoa; Chordata; Actinopteri; Syngnathiformes; Syngnathidae. The record is from RefSeq and is a predicted model, not a curated record. Gene Ontology annotation, biological process: regulation of blood pressure; G protein-coupled receptor signaling pathway; vasoconstriction.